CGGCCCGGAGCAACAGGCUCGGAGCCUGUGCGGGGAAGGGCUGCGGGGCCCAGUGUCCCAGCCGCCCGGGACGGCGGGGGGCGCGCUGUCAGGGACCCCAGACUCCAGCUCUCCUUGGGAGGAAUCUGUGGAGAAGCAGCUCCGGAAAAGAAAGCGCUUAAGAGGAGCGGGCCUUUGUGCCGGCCUGUCCCGGCCGUCAAAACAUUGGGGACUGAACGGAAGCAGUCCCGACAACUUCAUGUAUCCUGGAGGGACGUCUAGGUCUGCAUUCCUGGUCCUAGACGAUACCGCUGUGCUGGGCGGAUUUCAGGCAGAGUUCAGAGUUAGAGGUGUCGGAAAAACGGAGAAUGGCCUGUUAGUUGCUUCCUGUGAGUUUAAAGAUGCUUUGGGACUUGGUUUGACCGCAGCUCCUCCCAGAAGAAGGAUUCGACCUUGGGGAGCAGUACUACAGAGAUGCCAUGGAGCAGUGCCACAAUUACAACGCCCGCCUCUGUGCCGAGCGCAGCGUGCGGCUGCCUUUCCUGGAUUCACAGACUGGAGUAGCCCAGAGCAACUGUUACAUCUGGAUGGAAAAGCGACACCGGGGCCCAGGGUUGGCCUCUGGGCAGCUAUACUCCUACCCUGCCCGGCGCUGGCGGAAGAAGCGACGAUCUCAUCCCCCAGAAGAUCCACGACUUUCCUUCCCAUCUAUUAAACCAGACACAGACCAGACCCUGAAAAAGGAAGGCCUGAUCUCUCAGGAUGGCAGCAGCCUAGAGGCUCUAUUGCGCACCGACCCGCUGGAGAAGCGGGGUGCCCCAGAUCCCCGAGUUGACGAUGACAGCCUGGGAGAGUUUCCCGUGACCAACAGUCGAGCACGGAAGCGGAUCCUAGAACCCGAUGACUUCCUGGAUGACCUUGAUGAUGAGGACUAUGAAGAAGACACCCCCAAGCGUCGGGGCAAGGGGAAAGCCAAGGGUAAAGGUGUGAGCAGUGCCCGUAAGAAGCUGGAUGCUUCCAUCCUGGAGGACAGGGACAAGCCCUAUGCCUGUGACAUUUGUGGAAAACGUUACAAGAACCGACCAGGCCUCAGUUACCACUAUGCCCACUCCCACUUGGCUGAGGAGGAGGGUGAAGACAAGGAAGACUCCCAACCACCCACCCCUGUUUCCCAGAGGUCCGAGGAACAGAAAUCUAAGAAAGGUCCUGAUGGGUUGGCCCUGCCCAACAACUACUGUGACUUCUGUUUGGGGGACUCGAAGAUCAACAAGAAGACGGGACAACCUGAGGAGCUGGUGUCCUGUUCUGACUGUGGCCGCUCAGGGCACCCGUCUUGCCUUCAGUUUACCCCCGUGAUGAUGGCGGCCGUGAAGACCUACCGCUGGCAGUGCAUCGAGUGCAAGUGCUGCAACAUCUGUGGCACCUCCGAGAACGACGACCAGCUGCUCUUCUGUGAUGACUGCGACCGUGGCUACCACAUGUACUGUCUUACCCCAUCCAUGUCUGAGCCUCCUGAAGGCAGUUGGAGUUGCCACUUGUGUCUGGACCUGUUGAAGGAGAAAGCUUCCAUCUACCAGAACCAGAACUCCUCUUGAUGUGCCGCUCCCUGCUCCCCGCACAUCUAGGGCUCUUUCUCUCCUCCUCUCUCGUUUUCAUACCCAUCCCUUCCCUCCCCUCUCCCCCCUCCUCCAUCUUUCACAAGUCCAGAGAACCUCGGGGUAGUUACGCCAACCUGCCUUUGGCAGCAGCAAGCUGGGGUGGCAGCUCUGACCGCCUCUGGCCCCAGGUCCUCAGGGAGAGAGGAGCAGCACACGGCCCUGGGUGCACCUGCAGGCCCAGCUCCUCACUGCUCUCCAUGAAGUGCAUUCACUCGGCUUGCCUUGGGCCCAGGCCCUGGUUGUCACAGGGUUCACACAGUGUCCUGCGAGAGAGAGCAGGAGAGCAGCUCACUUCUGUCUGGGCUCUGCCUCCACUCUGGUCUCCAGGGUUUUCCCUUGCCCAGAGGCGAGCCAGGCUGGGGUCUCUGCCAGGAGCUCUGGGAGGGAGGGACUGAGAGGCUAGCUUCAUGCCCUUUGUGCUGCUUGACCUCGCCACCGCCUCCCUCCAGAGCAGCCCGCUGUGGCCCUCUGUUCCUGCGACAGAGGAUCCUUUGCCUGAGCCAGGGCGCUCUUGGUCACCCCUGGCUCUGCCCUGCCCUGUCCCACCCCACCCCAGGGGGAGCAACAGCUUCACCGCAGUUCUCCUCUGUGCUCACCCGCUCUCAAUUUCCUGGCUCCGCUCCUUAUUCCCUUUGAUUUUGUGGGGCGAGGGGAAGCAUCAGGGGCCAGGCCAGCAGCUUGGGGGCCACAGGGAGACAGACGUGGGUAAUGUGCCUGUUUUUAACUCGAUGUAAAGCCUACCUCCAGAACCCUCCUUUUGUUCUUCCUGGACCUGGGCAUUCAACCUCCUGCCCUUAACUGAAGAGGGGGCCUCUGCCCCCUGCCCUGUGCAUCCCGGGUCACAGGGACACCAUAUAGACAUCCUUUUCCCUUGCACGCUCGCUAGCAGCUGGUGAGGCCUUCACGCCCUGAUUCCUCAGUUUCUGCCUGGUGGCACUGACGUGAAGUAAUCGGGGACAGUCCAUUCCGGGGUACCCUGAAGUGGCCUCCCUUGGCAUGGGCAGGCACUAAUUUACUGUCGCUCUGGAGUUGAGGUCCUGGUUUGUUUUUUUUUUCUCUUUAGUUCCUGUAUUCUAAACAUUAGUACAAAUAAACAUUUUUACAUGGA
Messenger RNA from Loxodonta africana (African savanna elephant), 2745 nucleotides. It is a transcript of the gene DPF2, whose product is annotated as double PHD fingers 2. The record is from RefSeq and is a predicted model, not a curated record. Lineage: Eukaryota; Metazoa; Chordata; Mammalia; Proboscidea; Elephantidae. The transcript has 11 exons. Gene Ontology annotation, cellular component: MLL3/4 complex; nucleus. The coding region runs from base 459 to 1574 and encodes 371 amino acids. Gene Ontology annotation, molecular function: histone H3K4 methyltransferase activity; transcription coactivator activity; histone binding. Gene Ontology annotation, biological process: positive regulation of transcription by RNA polymerase II.